CGCAGCCGUGCCAGCCCCGAGGCCGCUGGCUGCUGGCCGCAAGCCUUGGCGGCGCGUCCAUCCGUCCGUCUGUCCGCAGGGACCAGAGCUGGACGCCGGAGCCCCGCUCCGCCCUGGGCGGCCCCGCAGAGGAGGGGCUCUCCCCCACCGCCCCCUCACCGGCCACUGGCGGGUUUUAACGGGGCCGUGGCGGGGCCGUGCGGCAGAGCAGGCAGCGGCCACCGGCCAGGACGAUGCAGCCGGACCUUCCCGUUGGAGACUCGGCUCUGCGCAGCCCUCCAGCCGCCGAGGCGACAGCUGGUGGCCCUUUGCCCAGCGCCGAGGCCACCAAGCCGCCCUACAGCUACAUCGCACUCAUCACCAUGGCCAUCCAGAGCGCCCCCGAGAAGCGCCUGACCCUGAGCGGCAUCUACCGCUACAUCAUGGCACGCUUCACCUUCUACCGGGACAACAAGCAGGGCUGGCAGAACAGCAUCCGCCACAACCUGUCCCUCAACGAGUGCUUCGUCAAGGUGCCCCGGGACCACAAGAAGCCUGGCAAGGGCAACUACUGGACCCUCGACCCCGACUGCUACAACAUGUUCGAGAACGGCAGCUUCUUGCGGCGCCGCCGCCGCUUCACCAAGAAGAGGAACCUCCGGGAGGCGCCGGGCACCGAGGGGGAUGAGGGAAGUGGGAAGCCCCCUAGGCACCGGGCACGGGGACCAACCACCACCCCGCUGCCUGAGGAAGGGAAGGCGGAGGGGGGCUACCCAUCACCGGUGGCCGCAGGGCAAAGCCCCACCGCGCUGCCUGAGGAUGCUGGGGUGCCAGGGUGUGCCAAGUUCCGUGCCCGGCGGCAGCCGCCCAAGGCCAGGCAGUCGUGCCUGUACCUGCCGGACACGUCGCAGCCCAAAGGGCAGCUCUUUGCCCCCCCGGAGAGCCGCCCCCCCAAGGAGACUGUCUGCGGGGGGCUCCCAGCAGCGCUGCAGCUGCCCCGGCCAGGUCAGUACCCGCUGCCCAGCGAGCGCCCAGCACCGCACCCUGCCCUGCUGCCCACCCUGCUGCCCACCCAGCCCAGGGACCCACCGCAAGACUCCUCGGCCCCGUCAGGGACUCCCCCAGGGCAGCUGGAGGGUGAGGAGCCACCCAUCCCCGGGCUGGGGCCAGGCCAGCCCUUUGGGCAGGUGCCACCCGCGUUCCCUGGCACCCUGCUGGGCACAGGCAAGCCACCCCCAUCAUGCUUCCUGGAGGGAGAAGGCUACACGCAGCCCCCCCUGCCUGUUUUUGGCUCUUUCGGCCGCUCGGGGCCCGAGGCGCUGAGUGGCAGCUACCAGUGCCGGGUGCAGGCUCUGAGGUUCUGCGUGAAGGAGCGGCCGUGUGGCACCACCCUGGAGCACCUCCUGGCCACGGCCCCUCCGGCCCCUGCUGCCCCCCGACAGCCACCCUUCGGGGCUGUGGCACCACGGGUGGGUGAGCAGAAGGAGCCGUGGGGACCGGGGGGCACGAUCCCGCUGCAGGGGGGCAAUGGGUACCCGCUGGGGCUGCCCCCCUGCCUCUACCGUACACCUGGGAUGUUCUUCUUCGAGUGAGGGACUCGCACACCUUGGGGCCCCCCCAGCCCAAAAUAAAGCACAUUGCCCAG
Messenger RNA from Pogoniulus pusillus (Red-fronted tinkerbird), 1624 nucleotides. RefSeq names its product forkhead box S1 (gene FOXS1). The coding region runs from base 234 to 1571 and encodes 445 amino acids. The transcript has a single exon. Gene Ontology annotation, molecular function: DNA-binding transcription factor activity, RNA polymerase II-specific; RNA polymerase II cis-regulatory region sequence-specific DNA binding. The record is from RefSeq and is a predicted model, not a curated record. Gene Ontology annotation, biological process: anatomical structure morphogenesis; cell differentiation; regulation of transcription by RNA polymerase II. NCBI's taxonomy places the organism in Eukaryota, Metazoa, Chordata, Aves, Piciformes, Lybiidae.